This is a messenger RNA of Corticium candelabrum, 998 nucleotides long. RefSeq lists its product as uncharacterized. The record is from RefSeq and is a predicted model, not a curated record. Lineage: Eukaryota; Metazoa; Porifera; Homoscleromorpha; Homosclerophorida; Plakinidae. The transcript is spliced from 2 exons. Bases 259 to 621 code for a protein of 120 amino acids.
UGUACACGAAGUCCACGUUUCUGGGUCUGCUUCUGAACCGUAGAUCAUUUUGCCGUUGACUAGGCUUUGUAAGUAAGUUCACUACUUACUAUUUCGUGCAUCUUGUGAGAGACUUUGCCUGCGUAGAGACGCGUAGGAAGCCAUUUCUUGAGUACGGCUUCUCGAGGGUAAGAGACUGCUGUUCACGCUGAAGUCGCCUGAUUCACACUCUGAACAGAUGCACGUGGAGUGGAAAGACAGACUACUCAUUGCUUAGUGAUGGAAGUUUUGUCAGAUGAAGAUUUUGUGGUAGGGGAACCCAUUCGGGGUAACCGAACGUGCCGCGCUGUCACUGUCUAUGUGGCUGAAACUAGGACUACUUUUCCCCCAUCUAGCGAACAACUUGAACUGUGGAACUGUGAAACUAUGUAUCUUGUCGAAAUAGAGUCAGCAAAAGUUUGUCUAGCUUAUCCAACUCUUCAUGGAAGGCGAGAAAUUGUCUUGGCUGCUUUCAGUCGAACUCCACACUGUAUCAAGUACAUUUCUGUACACAAGACCUGUGUAAGACUUGAUUUUAUGAUGAGAAUGCCUUUUCUUGCAACCCAGACUCUGCAGAUACAAGGUCUUGCUCGAGAACUCUAAUCUUGUUUUGAAGUUCCACUAUUUCAUUUGCUUGUUGUUCAAUUAUCGGACGUAAACCAUCAGCUUCAGCGCCUCAGUGACAUUUUUGACAAUUAUCAUCUUCAUCUUCAAUUUUGAGAUCACUACUAUACACAUGUCUUGAUCAACUGCGGAUGAGGUAGAACAGCCUCUGCUUUCUGAUUUAGACAUUACAGCUAUGGAAUAGUGCGUAUGUGUUGUGUUACUUUAGACAUAAACUGUUGCUGGGACUUGUAGACUGGCAGUGCUAAUUCUAGACAGACUACAGAGUACGUGUACUGUACUCUGAUCCGCGUCAGUGUACUUAUCGAGUGCAAGUUAUCACAGUAAGAACUUCGACUUGGCCAAUCACAUAUAUA